UAGUGCUGUUGUUGCUGCUGCUGCUGCUUCUUCAUUUCAAAAGGAAAUUGUCAAAAUGUAAUAGUACAUUGGAGCUCUCCAUUGAAUAAAAAGGAGGAAAAUUACUAAUUUUAUUCUAAACACCGUGAAUUUAUGCAUCGUGUAAAUUAUCACAUUGUUUUUUGAUGAAGAAAAAGCACACACAUACAUACGAAACAAAACGGACAAAUUUUUAAAGAGAAACUGAUGUGGUUAAAUAAUUGUAAUCUAUUGAUUUCAUAAGUUAUUAAGAAAACCAACAAAAUUUCAUUGAAUUACACUGCAUUCGGGAGUUAAAUUAGAAUUAAGUGAUGGAUAGGAGUCACGGCAGUAGUAAACAUAGUAAAAAACGAAUGAGGAAGUCCAGCAAGAAAUCAAAACGACACCGAAGAUCUCCAUAUUUGGAUGAAUAUGAUUCAAAAUAUGGUAAAUUACGUUCAUCCAAAGAGAUUUUACCCGCUAGCAAACUAGUGGAGUAUUCCGAUGUUAGUUCCGAAGACUUUUCAGCGCCAGAAGCUGGAGAAAUACAGGAUGAGGAUAUUGCCUACUCAUUUACAGAUCGUAAUCGCCAAAACAAUGGCAAUACGAUGAGUCGCAAUAAUCCGUCGUCAGCUACUGGUAGUGUUAUUGAUGUAGACAAUUCAAAACUAUCUUCGACGCCACCUCAACGAAAACUAGAAGUUGGUUCACCUAUUAGCUCAUCAUUAUCAUCACAUUCAAGAUCUAAACAUUCACCUUCUUCAUUUCACGAUGAAGAUGACGACGACAUCAAAUCAGAUGAUUCGACUGAAAUUGAGCGAAAGAGAAAGAAGGCAAAGAAAACAAAAAAGAAAAAGAACAAGAAAAAGAAAAAGAGAAAACGCAAUAAAUCCAUUUCAAGUGUUGAGAAUAUUUCUGAUAAUGAUUCAAUGCUAGAUGAUGAUUUAAAUUUGACACCACCAAUACGAACUACAUCUCCUGCACAAUGGGAAAAACGAUACACACCAAAUCGUACCGAUGUUUUGUCAAAAUCACCAUUGACACCGCCAAUCAGACCCAACAGUAACAUAAGCAUUUACUCAGAUACAGCGCAAAAAUACAUUGCAUCAUCGCCACAUACUCCACCGUUAGUGCCCAGAAAAUCAACAAUAGCCGCAUAUCAUAACAGUCCGAUCGAUGUGGAUGCGAAUUCAAGCGGAAGCCAUUCACAUUCGCAUUCACACUCGCACUAUCGAUCUCCUGGUAAUAAUCGACGAAAUAUGUAUAGUUCGCCUUCGCAUAGUAAUAAAAGAAGGCGAACAGAUCGACCGUAUGAACGACCAACGGACUAUUCGUAUUCGAAACGAAAUACAGACACACAAAAUCAUCGACAUUCGCGUGAACGAAUUUCGGAUACAUACGAUUUAACAUCAUCAUCGUCAUCCCGUAUAUUGCCUUCAAAUCGAAAGCGUCGUCCGCCACACAGUCCAUCACCGGUUCGACCAAGUAAACGACAUUCCCGUAGCCACAGUCCGCGACCAUUUCGUGUUGUUGGUUCACCAGCCUAUUAUUCGUCACGUUCAAAUCGAACCAAAAAUGAACCAUCACCAAGAACAACACGUUCACCAACGCCACCAACACGAAAAUUGGAUAUCAACAAUAAAAUUCCGGAUACUAGCCUAUUUGCUGAAUUAGUCAAAGAUAAACAUAAGCGCGAUAAAGUACUGAAAGAAAUAAAGGACAAACAGGAGGAAAAAUCGGUUAAUUCGGGUGGUGAAAACUCGAACAGUGCUAUUAUGAAUAACAAUAAUUUAGUGGUAAUUGAUACAGUCGAUUCAGCCAGUGUGUCAACAUGUUCAGAUAAAAUCAGCGAUGCACAAACAUCGAAUGGAAUGAAGGAUACAGUGUGCUUAGUUGACAUUCCAAUGCCUAAUGCAGAUGAAAGUCAAAAUGAUAAAAAUACCUCAAAGGAAGUAGCAACGAUAUCGAAUCCAAAUACGACGGAACAAUCAUCCGAUGAUACAAAAACAAAUUCAACGGAAAAAACACAAAGCGAUCUGCACCGACAAUUCAAUCUCAUUUCAGUGCCACCACCUCCACCUCCGAAUGAACCAAAAUCCACAUCUGUUUCAAAUAUUGUGAUAUCUAGCACGCAGCGCACGGAGAUGGUUAAUAAUACAGUCGAUUUAACGCGACAACAAACAAAAUUGGGCUAUCAACAGCAAACACAGUCAGCGGGUAUAACAAAAUCAAAUAGUAUGACCAUAUCAAAGCCAAAAAAUCUAACAAAAUUACCAAUGCCUCCGGGUGUGAAUGUUAAUGAGCUGGAAGAUAUAAAUACGCCAAGUCCGCCAAGUACAAGUCCAGUUAGCAAGCAAUCAAAGGUCAGUUCAGCAAAAGCAGCAACAUCUGGUACAAAUCGAAAGGGAGGACCUCUUACAUUGCCAAUGCCACCAAUGGUACCAGGUAGUGAAGACUUAAGCGGAGAUGAUGACUAUAUCAGUUCUCCAAUAACUAUGGGCCAGUCAUCAAGUUUCAAACAGAACAACACUGGUGCACAAGGAAAUUGCAGCGUUGGCACCAAAAAAGAUGUAAAACGUAAGCGUCCAACAAUUUUGCACCGAAGAAAUUCAAGAAGUCAGACAAUCAAAGAUUGGGGAGAGCGAUGUGUUGAUGUGUUUGAGGUGAUUGCACAAAUCGGAGAGGGUACAUACGGACAGGUAUAUAAGGCCAGAGAUAAUCAAGCAAAAGAAAUGGUUGCAUUGAAGAAAGUUCGGCUGGAACACGAGAAAGAAGGUUUUCCAAUAACUGCUGUGCGUGAAAUAAAAAUUCUUAGGCAACUUAAUCAUAGAAAUAUUGUAAAUUUACGAGAAAUCGUAACUGAUAAGCAGGACGCCCUUGAGUUUCGUAAGGACAAAGGUUCAUUUUAUUUGGUGUUCGAGUAUAUGGACCAUGAUUUAAUGGGUUUGCUGGAAUCAGGAAUGGUUGAAUUUAAUGAAGAGAAUAAUGCAAGCAUCAUGAGACAAUUGUUGGACGGUCUCAAUUAUUGUCAUAAAAAGAAUUUCUUGCAUCGAGAUAUAAAAUGCUCAAAUAUUUUAUUGAAUAAUAAGGGUGAAGUUAAAUUGGCUGAUUUUGGUUUGGCACGUCUAUAUAAUGCAGAAGAUAGACAACGUCCGUAUACGAAUAAAGUCAUAACGCUGUGGUAUCGGCCACCAGAGUUAUUGUUAGGUGAAGAGCGUUACGGACCAUCAAUUGAUGUAUGGAGUUGUGGUUGUAUUUUGGGUGAAUUAUUUUCAAAGAAGCCACUGUUUCAAGCGAACGCCGAAAUGGCACAGCUUGAAAUGAUUUCAAGGUUAUGCGGUACACCAGCACCAGCUGUUUGGCCAAGUGUCAUUCGAUUACCAUUCUUCCAUACGUUGAAACCAAAAAAACAGUAUCGACGAAGACUGCGCGAAGAGUUCAUUUUUAUGCCAGGCGCAGCGCUCGAUUUACUUGACAAAAUGCUUGAAUUAGAUCCAGACAAGCGAAUAACUGCCGAAGAUGCCCUUAAAUCGAAUUGGUUAAAAAAUGUCAAUCCCGAUCAAAUGCCGGCACCGAAGCUUCCGACAUGGCAAGAUUGCCAUGAAUUAUGGAGUAAAAAACGAAGACGUCAACAGCGUGAACAAGAAUCGUUGCAAAAUCUUCCACCUGGAAAAUCACAAACCGGAGGAACUGACGGUACCGCUCCAAAUUAAUUCUAAACAAAACAAAAACAAUUUAAAUAAAAGGAAAACAGCUGAUUUAUACAAUUUAGUAUAUAAGGAAUGUAGAGCGGCAGAAAGGGAAUCGAAUGAUUGUUCACUUAGAGAAAAUUUGAACGAUUGUUUUUUUUAAUAGUGAAACGAAUUGAUUGUAAGCGUUUUAACGGCAAACAAAAAAAUAUAUAAUAAAUCUCGAUUAAUAUCUCGAUAUGUUGGAAUGCUUAAAUCAAUCUUCAGGAUAUAUACAUUUUUUGAUCGAAUACUAAAUCGAAUCUGAUUUUUCUUAUUGAAAAA
Molecule: messenger RNA, 4010 nt
Organism: Contarinia nasturtii (swede midge)
Lineage: Eukaryota; Metazoa; Arthropoda; Insecta; Diptera; Cecidomyiidae
Gene: Cdk12
Product: cyclin-dependent kinase 12
Exons: 13
Coding region: 330-3710 (1126 amino acids)
Biological process (GO): positive regulation of transcription elongation by RNA polymerase II; protein phosphorylation; transcription elongation by RNA polymerase II
Cellular component (GO): nucleus; cyclin/CDK positive transcription elongation factor complex
Molecular function (GO): RNA polymerase II CTD heptapeptide repeat kinase activity; ATP binding; cyclin-dependent protein serine/threonine kinase activity
Source: RefSeq, a predicted model, not a curated record